This is a messenger RNA of Pocillopora meandrina, 7923 nucleotides long. The record is from the annotation of a GenBank genome assembly. Lineage: Eukaryota; Metazoa; Cnidaria; Anthozoa; Scleractinia; Pocilloporidae.
CAGAAAACAAAACACAUCGCUGAAGGGUGAAGCAACGACAACCAAAUUCAACCUUUGGUCCUCGGUUUUGAAAAACACCCUGUUCGUGCACCUGCCGCAGUGUAAAUUUGUGUAACUUUUUUAAGUUCAGAAAAAUCUUCAGGAGUGAAAACAUGUCACGGUUUUCCUUACCGACAACUGCACUUACUCUACUGGCCUUCUUUACUUCAGGUUAGCGUUAUUGUAUAUAUUUUUGUAUACAGCUCAUCUAUUCUGCUCCCUGAGGAGUGAAAAUGCGACAGAAAAGCUAAAGGAUAAUUCAAAUCAUCCCCAGGUUAAAGGAUGACUAUUCGAAACAGCCGCACAGCAUAUUCCAGCGCUGAAUAUGCUGUUAUCAUACCCUCAUAUCAUUUCUGUCGUCUUUAGCAAUGGUCAAUCUGCUUUUGAAGUGCUAAUUUUUUUCGAGUACCGGAGAUAACGACUCCAAGCCUCCUGCACAAGCUUCUCAUACUGAAGUUCGGUUAAAGAACUGUUUGACGGUUUUGUGACGAUUCCAUUUGAAGGUUCACACCACACUGAGUGAUUUUAUGGUCAUCUUUAGCAAAAGAUAAUGGGCUUCUUCAUUUCCAUCUGAUGUAGGCUUCAUAUUUCUUAUCACGUUUCUCUCUCUCUAACAAACUAUUGUAUCGCUCUCCGAGUAAUUCCUCGCACCGCUAAAAGGACUUUCGUGAAACUGUCGCGACCCGCAUGCACAUGUUAUAUUUAAAUUAAUACUGCAUUUAAUGAAGAGUAAUGGAUUCAAAGCUAAGGAGAGUGCAAAACUUCGAUGAUGUUAAUUGUUUACUUAGCAAUAUACGAUGCAUCGAAAGCGAGACUUGGAAAAUUAGUAGGUUAGUCAAAAUUCUGGGAAUACCAGAAUAUUUCUUGAUUGGUUAAAAUUCUUUUCCGUUGCAAUCCAAAAGUUACCAAAUGAGUCAUGGAACAAAUUUAUGAUUAAAAUUUUCUUGAGUUACAUAUCUUUGUGUAAACAUAUACAUGUUCUUGUUUCAAAAACUUGCUGUUCCAUAAUAACUCGAUUCAAACCCUUUGGAAAGAAAACUUGAAAAAUUAUAAAACUGCAUGAAAAAAAAUAGAAUAACUGAAUAUUUUUGAAAAUUGAGACCGGACUGUUUAUAAAUGGCGGCAUUUAGGUUCUAGAUCGAGAGCUAACGGAUUGGCUUUAAACCCCUUUGGUCUCCUAUAAAAUUUAUUCAUCAAUUAACACAUGUCUCUCAAAAAGAGUCAGGUGUUGUGCACGUGAACAACUGCUUCCUCUUUUUCUUCUUCUUCUUCAUCUUUCUCAAAUCUAACAAUUGGUUUGCAGAAGCUCUGGGACAGAAUUCGACCGCUUUUGUAAUGCCAUCACCGACUGCAUCUUACACUAUGGCGCCCAUGUCCACACAAGCACCACAACCUACAUCAAAAGCACCCAACGACACCACGCCGACGCAAAGUACCACAAAAAAAGAGGAAACCACACCAACCACAGAAUCAAUGAAGCCGAGUAAGCUUAUUUAUCAGUUUCUUGGUGCUUCUAAUCAUUUCUGGGCUUACUUGUCUGUGAUGCCUAUUUCCAAGUCGCCUUUCAAGGCAAUGACAAACCAAUCGGCAUUUUCUUUGUAACCUGAUUGUCUGUUUUUGUUGACAAAACUAAUUAUUUUUUUUAAUUUCUGAGAAUUCUGCCCGGUCUCCUGUCUAAAAUAUCUUGAAAAGUUAAAAACAAGAGCACAUCCAUCGACAUGCACUUUAACCCUGUACCUCCCAGAAGUGAUGAAGGAAAAACUUCUCCCUAUAAUAUCCAUAAAUUAUCCAGCAAACAGGUCAUGAGUAUACUCAAACUUAUCAGAUAGAAGUUGUUAUCUUGAUCUAACACCAAAUUCUCAUGACAAAUUCUGUUACAAAGAAAUGUGUAGCAGCAAGAGGGGAGAAUUCUCAAGUAAUAAGUUUCAGGGAGUUAAAGGUUACUGAACGGCAGAGGUGCGGAAUAUGAUUCAGAAGUCGCAUUAUGCAUGUGCUUUGGCGACCAAAAUUAAAUCAAAUAUAGUUUUUUUGUGCGCAUGACGACAAAUCCAGCUGAUUAAAAGAUUCAGUCGAUGAAAUUGAAGUUUGUUGUUAAAUCCUAAUGUACUGUUAAUUCACUCUUAUUGUUAUGUUUUCGUAUCCUUUAAGGGCGUGCUAACGUUUGUUCUUCUUCAGCUUGUGCGAUGAUUAAUUUUGUGGCAGACCGAGUGUGGAAUGCAUCCUUUACAGAGCCUGACUCAAAGGAGUUCAAAACUUUGAAAGACAUGACAUCCCUGGCAGUAAGUCCAUUUUACUGGUUUCUGUUUAACGCGACUUCUCGAUCAUUUGUUCGAUGAGGGGAAAUCCACGUUCACGUUUCUUAUUGUAGAGUCCAAGUCAAAGUUUAGUGAAGUUUUGUCGCAGAUCAUUCCCAAAUCGAAACUGGAAUAUUUUCAUGCCAAAAAUGUCACCAAGGGAAGAUUUUUUCUUCCAUAACCACUGCGAGGAAAGCACGAAAGAGGCCGUAAAAGCUAUUUGGACAUGAAAAUGUGGCUGAAACUGCUUUUCUCACGAUUUUUUCAAAAGACUGUUGUUACGAAUGAAUUUGGAGCUCCAACCCAGCUCUGUUUGAUGCUCAAUAACUUAGAAUUAUGCUCAAUAACUCAUUGGAGACUUAAAUAUACUCAAUAACUCAGAAAUAUGCCUGCAUCACCUCUCAAUUUUUAGGCACGAAACUUUCGACGGUUUGAUUUCCCUGAUAUCUGUGAAAACCUAACCAAACAUGUUGUGGUUUAGAAAAGUAUAUACAACAGCAGCUGAUUAGAGAGCAGAGGGGAGAGAAGAGGAAAGGGGGGAGGUGGGGCAUGGGGCAGGGGAGUGUGGGGAAGGGGGAAGGGGGGAGGUGGGGCAUUGGGAAGGGGAGUGUGGGGAAGCGGGAAGGGGUAGGGUUGGCGGUUACCGAUAGUAAAUCAUCACGGGCACUAAGGGAAUCGAAGGUGGAACUGAAAAGAAAAUGAACACAUAUAUGUAAAGGAGAGGUGCUAUUGUUUCAGACUGUAUACACAAGUUUUUAUUUUGCAAUUUGAGUUCGUAUACCCAAUAUCUGAUUAACGAGCGUCACAAUGACCUUAACACCCACGUGAUUACUCUUAUCCUGUAGAUUAAACACCUUUACAAUGAUUCCGAAAACUACUACAACGUCAAAGUAUCAGAAGUGAAAUUCUUGGAAAAAGACGGCAAAGUUGGCGUGGAAGCGAAAUUAUGCUUGGGUGUGAAGGAAAAUGGUGGUUUGAUCGAGGAGGUGUUUACAGAUAAAUUGAAGACUGGUUUCUUUCAUGAUUUAAAGGUUAUGAGUGAGGGUGCUGAAUUUAAACCCAAAGGUCAGUGUAUAAUGACUAAACGACUGAAAUGUCUCACCUGUCGAUCGUUUUGUAAUUGAAUAAUGUGGAUUAGAAAUACUCCUGAACUAAAAUACAGUUUGUCAGUCGACCACACGGAGGUAAGUAGUACUCGUUAAUCUCUCCCGAACUAACAAAUCAGUGCGCGUGAAAAGUACAAUUCACCUGUGUGGUACGUGCUAAUAAUGGAAAUGAGACAAGAGUAAAACUGAUUUGAAAAGUUAAGUAAAGACAUAUUUGAAAUGCUGAAUAAAAACUUGGCACGUUAGGAUCUUAGCAGUUUCUCCCUUGCAGUAAGUUUUUGCCUUAGGUGUAUUACUGCAAAGUUUGUUAAUUAUUGUGUUUUCCCUCUGCUCGCUGAUUUUUAUUCAAAAUGAUGUCACAGGUGUUGAAUUCAAGGACUGGAAAGCCAAAGAAGGCGAAUGCGAAAAGUGUAAUGGAGCUGGCGGUGAGAUCACUAUCGAGGGAAAGUGUGUGCCGGAUAAGUACAGCUGUGACGGGUUGAAGGUGGAAAAGAUGACGAAAGACUGCGUAGAAUACUGUGGCGCGGGUAAGACACAAUCCUGUAAAUAGUUGAAAUAGUGACUUAGAUAGUUGAGAUAGUGAUUCCAUUCGACAGGAGUAUUUAAGGAAAUUGUAAAUGGCAUUUGCAAACUUAUUUGGAGAAGCAGUUAAAAUUUCUUUAACUUGGCGCUUUCUACAGAACUUGUGUCUGCAGCGCCUAGUUGACGUCGGAACGCUUUAGAAGUAGUUGUAUUCUCCCCCAGUCAUGUUUCGCGUCCCAGAACCUCUGUGCGUAGUUUCCUUUUUACAACUAAGUGACAGCUUUGUGCAGGUUAUGUGUUAUUUUCAAUCGAGUUAAGCGGGUGACUUAAAUUAGCCUUCAGCAGCUUAGCGCUCCUGACCAGACCGAGAUUAUCUUCAUUUAUAUUUAAAAUUUUGAUUUAGAUGUGCUUGAGCGUGAUUAAAAUAAGUUCACAACAAAGUUCUGUUAAGUUAUAUUUUGAAUACUUUAGGAAAAUUUAACGUAUUAGACGUCAGAUGAGGCCAUUGCAGCACUGAAAUAACGUUUUAUUAAAUUUUUUUUUUUCAGUGGGCAUAACGGUUUCCCUUCUGGUCCUGGCUUUUGGGAUGUUACUUUCGUUCAGGUAAAGGACGUGUGCGAAGUAAAAACAAGCUUACCUCCAAAAAAUCUUAAGAGUAAGGAUGACGGGGGGGGGGGGGGGAAAGAGGCGGUAGGUGAGGAAACAAGCAUUUCAGUUUCUAUUCUUACUUUUCUCUGCUGAUUUCAGGUGUGUCCAGCGAAUUUCGGUUACCAUUUACAACACUUUUGAAAUAUCUUGCGCCUUGAUGGUAACUCAACCAUUCAUUUUCCUAGGUAAUUGAGUGUUAACAACUGAGUUGAAAACGUAAAUUGGCCACCGUAAAGGGUAAAAAGCGACAGCCCUUCGUCAGAGCGAUUGGAGGAAUUAUGGGUUGUGUGUGGGUUUAUAUGCAGAAAGUGGAGCUACGCUAUUGGUAGGAAUAUGGCCACGAGAAAACAGGAAUAAAUUAAUUGAAUGAAAAGCGCUCGCUGAUUCCGUGGAGAUUAAGGGUGCCGAUUUGGAAGAUAAAUUUUUGCUCUUGUCUUUUGCGGCUUUCCCAGCUGCCUAGAUGUAAGGAAAGGCCGCAAACUGCCAUAUGCUGUUUAGAGUGAUUAGAGAUAUUAAAGUGUCUAGCGACUGGUUUGGAUGCGUCCUUGUCAUUUCUUUCCACGCCGCGAAGGUGUUCUCGGAAUCUGUCACCCAGUCGUCUUCCUGUUUCGCCAGUGUAUAACUUAUUGCAAUAAGUGCAAGUUAUGCAGUAAAUAACAUUGGCGGAGGUACACGGAAAGUGAUCAGUGAUCGUAAUGGAUCACUUGGGUCCCGAUAUUUUCUCUACGUUAUGAGUGAAGGACAAGUUUUGUAUCGUGAGAGAGCACAUUUAAAAAGUUUCAGAUUGGUCAUUGGUUUUAAAUGAACUUCUGACCAAAAAGUUGCCUAUGUUUUUGUCACGUUUGAAUGAAAUAAGUGGGGGUUACGAAAAGAUAGUGCCAGUCUCUGAAUCGUUUUGGAGUAAUUUAACGUUUUUAAGAAUGAUAGAUUUAACUGUGUGGUGGUGAAAUGUAAGAGUAAAUGGACAGCGGUCAGUGCUUUCCUUCUUAGCCGUUUGUAGUGCUGACUGUCGAUCAAUUUGUUGGGCACGAUGGUGGCCCGCUUGAACGACAGAAACAGUUUAUCAAAAAACUAGCACAUUGCCUCUGAUUUUUCUGAAAAAUCAGAGUCGUCACUACAUAAACGAUGAAGUCUGAUAACUGUGAAAAAGAUAUGGAGUUCUUGACGUGUGAUGGAUGUGAAGAUGAAUACAACAAGUAACUAUGUGAAUCUGUAGGUUAGUAGUAAACACUAGUGCAUAAACUGUUGCCUUCAAUUGAAAUUUGGAUGUUUAGAAAAGCCAAAGAAGUGUCGGAAAUGUCCCAGGUAUAUUUAAGAGCCGGAUGAAAGGAAUUGACGACGGUUAUAAAUUGAGUGAGUUCCUCUGUGGUAGAGGAGGUAGCGCCGAUGCAGAGUUUAGGUUUUGGGCCGUGGUAUUGACUAAAAAAAUGGAUGUUCAAUAAAACCUACGAAAAGAUUGGCGUAGCUGGGUCCCAUUUUAGUACUCAUGGCCACGCCAUUAGUUUGUUUGCAGUAGUUACCACCGAAUGAAAAGCAAUCGAGUGUGAGUACUAGUUCGGUCAAACGGAGUAGUGUUUCAGAGCUAGGUUCCUUGACAGUGCCAUGAUCGCCAAAUUGUUCGUCCAGCGCUUUUCAUUCAACUAAUUUAUUCCUAUUUUCUCGGCACCAUUAUUCCCACCAAUAGCGAAGCUCCACUCUCUGCAUAUAAACCCACACAACCCACAAUUCCUCCAAUCGCUCCGACGAAGGGCUAACGCUCGAAACGUCAGCUUUUUUACUCUUUACGGUGGCCAAUUUACGUUUUCAACUCGGUUGUUAACACUCAAUUACCUGCUAUACUCUCUCACCGACGCAGCACCAAAGUUUCUUUAGAAACUUACCCCCUUUAUUCAUUUUCCCUAUUGAUUUCUUAAAUAAACAUUAACUUAGAUAAAGAUUUCAGACAAUUUCCGUUUAAUUUAUCUUAGAUACCCUUCCUCCUUUCUUUUCCCUUUUUCUGAAAACCUACAUCAGUGGAAUUGGAUUCCCAACAUAUAUGACUUGUAGUAAGAAAACCCUUUGAUCCCUGUUCAACUUGCUUGAUGAAGCAGCAACGCAGGCAUAUUAAAAUUUUUCCGCUUUUUGUUUUGGUUCCACUCUGUUUUUUCAGUUCGCAGUAGGUGCUGAAUGGAUUUGGACAUUGCCAUGGGGAACAUCAGACCUUCAAAACAAGGAAACAAGAUUUCAGUUACUUUCUAUUUAUGAAUCGAGUAUUUUAGUAGUCAGUAGACAGAAAAGUGAUGCAUUAGAAAUCUCACGUAUACCGGACAAUGUGAUGUCGUUCUUAAACUUUUUUGAAAGAUUUAACUGCCUGUUUUCUAAAACUUUGAGUCCAUUAACUGUUUCACAUAUAGAUUCCGUGUUGCCAUACUUCUGUUAAGUGCGUCACUGAGCUUCCCACCACAUUAAGGCCUUUUUUUUGUGAUCCUUUACUGUACAGACCCACGGCAACAUGGAAUCUGCAAUAAAGAGCCAAAACAUUACUGAUGGUGACGUCAUCAAUGCGUCCGUGUUCCAAUAGAUCACAUGAAAGAACCAACCAAAACGUGCGCGUAAUUUAGCUUAUUAUGUAAAGCUUACGGCUUACUAUGCUGCACAAUCGUCUCUUUUUUGAUCUGCUGUGGUCACUUUUACUUUAUAUGAAGAUGUUGAUGUUUCGACUUUUAGCUGUGCGUAAACAUCCCGUCUUAAGCUGUUUCAGUUCCCUGUUAAGAUGAUAUUUCACUUCUGGAGUAUCUGUUUAAAGGAGAGUGGGGAGGGGGAGCUCUAGAUUACGUGAUAGUUGACGAUGGUAACUUAGCCAAUCAGAUUGCUAGAGUUGUGAUAGAACGACGCUAGUUUUAAAUCCAUAUUGAAUAGAGGGUACUUACAUUAGAGUCUAAAUGAGCAUUUGGGGGCAUGGAAUAUAUUUUUUUCGUUUUCAGAGAUUGUUAAUUUUCCAAGAAAUGGUAAUAAUUUUCUAAUGAAAAGAAAUGGCGUCAUUUACCUUAGCAACCCCCCCUCCCCUUAGUACACCGUUUAUUUUCAGACGCUUUUCAUUCUGCAAUAUCAAUAGAGUAAGGUCGCAGCUAUGGUUGGCGUCUUUCAUGUCACCCUGACCUUUCUGGUUACAACCCUAGGAUCGCAGGCUACUGUACGUCGAGGUUCAACUCCGUUGAGCGCUUCUGCUUAUAAUUUUUUAACUUUUUCCAAAUUUCAAAUCCGAUAACUCCUUGAGUUUUUUCCAUAAGAUAAACCCUUGACAAAUUGAUGCCCUGGGGUGAACACAAGAACCC